AAAUGGUACCAGGACUGUUUUGUUUAGUCGGAUUCGGAUGCCGAGGAACUGGACCUCGGUUAGUUGUUGGCUGCUGAGAUAUGAUAAGGAGGGGUGUGGUCUCAUGUGAGACAUGACAAGUUGGAGAACCCACGCAACUGUGCCCGACUCUACCCGCCCACAGCGUUAAGCCUGGACGGUCACUGUUCGCUCUAUUUCGAGAAACUUCCAGCCCACUCCACCACGUCACUUAAAGGAAUCUUUAAAGCGUCCGUCGCCUGUAUAAAAUGUCUCAGUACUCGACACACAGGAGCAACAUGAGCGCAGUGAAGACGCAGUCGCCAAUACUGAUGAUGGCUAACAAUGACAGCGAGCCCCUGCCCCUCGGCUGGGAAGUCAAAAUUGACCCUCACACUGGAUGGCCCUUCUUUGUGGAUCACAACAACCGCACGACAACCUGGAAUGACCCCAGACACGACACAAAAAAGGUGAGAGAAGUGUCUGCAAAUGGCCCCAAUGUACCACCAGAAAUGAGCCCUCAAGAAACACAGAAGGGCUUUGUGAGGAAGAUGCAACACCCUAUACUUCGCCCAGGCUAUGUCCCCAUCCCAGUCUUCCAUGAGGGGGCAGAGCUGAGGCAGCAGCAGCAUCCAUGCUAUUCCUACAUUUAUCCCACCGCUGAACAAAAUAUCCGAAAUGAUGGCCCAAUACCUUCCCCGACCACUGGGCUCCACUGUAGGCCAAGGUCACCUUUACAUGGUCCUUCUGAGAGCUGCUCCACUGACCCUGUGAAAGUUGGUUCUCCAGUUUCACAAACAGCAGAGCUUCACCAAUCCCCACGUCCAAGCAGCGCUGGUCUUCAGGCAGGUUAUAUACCUAUCCCAGUGAUCCAUGAAGGUGGAGGUGGUACAACACAAAUACAGCCUCAGUUAAAUCCAUCUGUCUACUCUCAGCGUGAGCCUUUCCCAGAGCACCAGCAGCCUUUUCAUCGGAUUCCGACAGAAGAAUGGCCUAGGUACUCUGCACCAGUGCAUCAUCCAAGGGAAAGGGACUCACCAAUCAUCUUUCCCCCGCAUCGCGAUGCUGCUUCUAUUCAUCUCCCUCCUCAUAUAAGAAGCCAGUCACCUAUAAUUGCACAGGUGCUUGGAGAAAGACCUCAGUCUCAUCAGCAUAUAAUAACAAGAGAGCCAAUCCAGAAGAUGGAACAAGAACAACAGAAACCUGAGAACACACAGCUUCCCCAGCCGCUGCCAAUGGAACCUGAGGUCCAAAAGCCCCAGCCUCCACCUCAAUCACCUCAACCAGUCCAACAACCUCAGCUGUUUCAGCAGAUGCCACCCCAGACAUCUCCACAGCCUCAGCAGCCUGAACAGCUGGCACAGCAGCAGCAUCAUCAGCAGCAGCUGCUGCAGCAGCAGCAGCAACAACAACAAGAGCAGCAGUUUCCACAACCCCAAAAACCAGAGCUACAACGACAACACACAGCAGAUAUCACAAUUCAAAUACCUCCAAAAUCAGAAGCCCAAUAUGCCACAGCUGUUUCUCCAGAGGUUGCACCGCCUAAUGUAGAAGCUGAGCAGGCUGCUCAGUGUGCAAGUCACCCAGGUUUGAUUAAAGUAAAGAGUAUAGUUGACCGAGUCGCUAAACUGGAGCAGGAGGUGAAAUGUUUUGAUGGAAAGAAGAAUGAUAAGAAGUACUUGCUACUUGAAGAACUGCUGACCAAGGAGCUCUUAGCACUGGACUCAGUUGACCCAGAGGGUCGAGUAGAUGUAAGGCAAGCAAGGCGGGAUGGAGUUCGUUGGGUUCAAACCAUACUGGAAGACCUGGAGCAAGUACAGGAGCAGCCAGCCAAAGCUCCAUGUGACUCUGCGAUGCAGGUAGACAACCUGACACCAAAGGGAGAACCCGUAAUGAUCACCACGGAGAAUGUUGAGAUGGCAAAGGAGAUCUCAUAAUAACUUUAUACCUUACAAUGAAGAUGAGAGGAAGAUAGACUUCUGUAUAACUGAUGGUGAACAAGUGUGGACUGGCUUACUCUCCAUCUCCUCUAUCUGCAGCAUUUUAGAACAUGCAUGCAUAACAGUGUUGCCAUUUCCUGCCAUUCAGCACAGUAUUGAUGGUAGUUGAGUGCAAUUACAAUUUUAAGCCAUUGUUGUUGCCUUCUUUGUGGUGCCAGUGUUGUCUCAAAGAGACACUUGCCAUGAUCAGUACACUGACAUCACACCCAAGUUAGAUCAAAGUAUGAAUAAGUGGCCUUUAAGAAUUAAAGAACAUUUAAAGUAUAAAGUAUUUUCUUAAGAAAUGAUAGAAUAUGUGGUAACCACUUAGUACAGGAGUGAAAACACUUCGAAGCAUAACUCAACUUAAACACUGCUUCAUCCAAGAACACAGUAAACCUUGGUUACAUGCUGUUUUCUGUGAGUUACUGAUUUUUGCCAUUUUUGCACUUUGCCAUCACUGAAAUUGCUAAAACUUCAGCAGCACUUCAGUUCAAUAUAUAAAUUACACAGGUUGCAAAUUGAUGUGUUUGUGUGUUUGUAUGUGCUUUAGUUUACUUGUAAUUCCAAAAUGUUAUAUCAAUAUUUAUAUAUCAUUAUAUAGUAUUUUGGUAUAUUUACAAAUAUACAAUGACAAACAGUGGUGAGGUGGUGUGUCUUAUUUCAGGUGUGAGACAAUCAGCACGUUGUGCUUGUAAGGAAACACAGCUGAACACUGUCAGUUUGUCUAAGUAUUGUUUAAGUACCAAAGCCACAAUCUGUAAUAACAAGGCAUUAAGCCUGAAAAUACUGUCUGUGAUAACACAGAGGGAAAGAAUACUUAAGCAAUCCAUCAUUUAUACUUCAAUUAAACUAAAUCUAUUUCCAAUUAUAUGAAUAUUUGUGUAGAGGUUUGUCAUUAAAAAGAGACACUUUCACUACAAAACACAACAUUACAAAUUAUGGAUUGUGGCUUAGAGUUUAUCCUUUAAUGCCUUGCAGGCUGUUGUGUUGUUAAAAAUCAAUCUUGUUGGUAUGAUUGAUAAUAAUUGAUAAUAAAAAUGUAUUUGACAUGGA
This is a messenger RNA of Cynoglossus semilaevis (tongue sole), 3032 nucleotides long. It is a transcript of the gene bag3, whose product is annotated as BCL2 associated athanogene 3. The record is from RefSeq and is a predicted model, not a curated record. The coding region runs from base 267 to 1934 and encodes 555 amino acids. Gene Ontology annotation, molecular function: adenyl-nucleotide exchange factor activity; protein-folding chaperone binding. Gene Ontology annotation, cellular component: cytosol; nucleus; cytoplasm. Gene Ontology annotation, biological process: protein stabilization; muscle cell cellular homeostasis; negative regulation of striated muscle cell apoptotic process. Lineage: Eukaryota; Metazoa; Chordata; Actinopteri; Pleuronectiformes; Cynoglossidae. The transcript is spliced from 5 exons.